Corapipo altera (White-ruffed manakin) is the source of this 536-nucleotide messenger RNA. It is a transcript of the gene FBXW9, whose product is annotated as F-box and WD repeat domain containing 9. Gene Ontology annotation, molecular function: protein binding. The record is from RefSeq and is a predicted model, not a curated record. The transcript has 4 exons. Bases 53 to 376 code for a protein of 107 amino acids. Lineage: Eukaryota; Metazoa; Chordata; Aves; Passeriformes; Pipridae.
GGUGCCAUUUAGGGCUGUGUUUCUCCCCCAGCUGGAUAAUUACCUGCUGUCCAUGUCCUACGGGGGGUCCCAGCUCUGGGCCGGGGACAACCAGGGCCACGUUUACCUCUUUGGCAGCACCGGCGGUGUUUUCCAGCCCCUCCGGUACUUCGACGUGGGGCACCAGCUGCAGAUCACGGGGCUCUGGCACUCGCUGGGAUCCCUCUACACCACGAGCACCGACAAGACCCUCAGGAUCCACAUUCCCACCGACCCCCCCCGCACUAUCUGCUCCUGGACACACGACGACGUCCUGAACGGGAUCAGUGUGGACGGAGACGUGGUGGCCGCGGCCUCGGGGGGGCUCUCGGUCGAGGUUUGGAGGCUCCGGACCUGACUCGGGGCCUGGGGGGUCCCUCCUGCAGGGUGGGGGGGCUCAGCCCGAGCCCCCCGGGACCCCCCUGUGCCCCCAGCGUGAGAGGGAGGCCGGGCCCGGAUCCGGGGUCUGGGUGUGGCUGGAAGCUGUUGGUUGUAUUAAAGAAUUGGACUGGAGCGGG